AUGGCGAGCCUGAAAAACCUACAAAACAACCGAGACAUUAUUAUCAAAAAAACUGACAAAGGGGGAGGGCUCUGCAUCAUGAACAAAACAACAUACGAAGAGAAAGUGAAUGAACUACUAAUGGACAGAACUGUAUACAGAGAGCUCCAGACUGACCAGGCGAAUAAGAUUGUGAGAGGAAUUACUGACAUGUCAAACUACAUGCUUAAACUUCAUAAAAUUAACGAACAGACUGCAGAGUUCCUUCUUCCCCGCAAACCAUGCAGACCACCACUAUUUUACGGACUUUCAAAAAUUCAUAAACCUAACAUUCCAUUACGACCAAUAGUCAGCGCAUGCAGCGGACCUACGGACAACCUAUCAGAAUACCUGACAAGAUUCAUACAACCACUGGUCGAAUCACUACCAGCCUACAUUAAGGACAGUAUACACUUUCUCAACAUGUUACAAAAUAUACGACUUCAAUCUUCAGAAUUCAUUUUUGUGACGGCUGACGUGACAUCACACGCUUAA
Messenger RNA from Hydra vulgaris (swiftwater hydra), 513 nucleotides. RefSeq lists its product as uncharacterized. The record is from RefSeq and is a predicted model, not a curated record. Lineage: Eukaryota; Metazoa; Cnidaria; Hydrozoa; Anthoathecata; Hydridae.